This is a messenger RNA of Patella vulgata (common limpet), 3473 nucleotides long. RefSeq names its product cathepsin L. The record is from RefSeq and is a predicted model, not a curated record. Gene Ontology annotation, molecular function: cysteine-type endopeptidase inhibitor activity; cysteine-type endopeptidase activity. The transcript is spliced from 15 exons. Gene Ontology annotation, cellular component: lysosome. Lineage: Eukaryota; Metazoa; Mollusca; Gastropoda; Patellidae. Bases 86 to 1723 code for a protein of 545 amino acids.
UGUAGAUGGCGCCUAAAUCUAUAAAUAAGGACUCGUGACGAUGUUUACAAAGUAGAAGCUAAAAAUUGUUGAAAGAUAAAGAAGUAUGAAACUGUUGGUAUUUUUCGGGCUUUUGCCCGUCGUUUUCUGUGCUGGUGGAUUGAUGGGAGGAAAGUCGAACGUACCUAAUCCCGAAAAGGAUGACCAAAUUAUGGCUGCGACAAACUUUGCUUUAGGAGAACUAAAUGGUUUAUUGAACUCGGAUGCAAAGAUGACAAAUGUCAAGAUUGUGUCAGCACAAACUCAGGUUGUUGCUGGUAUCAACUAUUAUUUGACUAUCAGGGUACAAUAUGGUGCAGAUGUUAAAGAAUGUGAUGUUGUUGUCUUUGUUCAGUCAUGGACCAACACCAACAAAAUGACAUCCCAAAAUUGUAUAGAUCUGAAAGCAACAAAACGCUCUCUUUUGGGAGGUAUUGUUCCAGCCGAUAUGGAUGCUGAUACUAAGAAAGCCAUUUCUUUUGGUAUUGAAAGCUUCAAUCAAAGAUCUAAUUCAAUGUUCAGAUCUCAACCCCUUAAAAUCUCAAACGUAUCAAAACAGCUUGUAGCAGGUAAUCUCUAUAAAUUUGAUGCUGAUAUGCAAGAAACUCAAUGCAGAAAUAGUCAAGAUAAUAUGAACAAAGGAUUUACUGACUGUCAACCAAAUGUCAACGGAUUGAGGAAUGUUUGUAAAUUCACUGUUUUACAACAAGUCUGGGAAACUCCCCAAUGGAAAUUAACAGACUUCAGCUGUAAUCAGGGAGGUCUAUUAGGAGGAGACAGCCAUGAUUUAUGUCACCUUGCUCAUUUCACCAAGUUUAAAACAGACUUCAAUAAAAACUACGAAACUACUCAAGAGGAAAAGAAACGUUUCAAGGUUUUCUGUGAUAACAUGAAAACAGCCAGAAAAAUACAGGAUGUUGAAAGAGGAACAGCUAAAUAUGGUCCUACAAUAUUCGCUGAUAUGACAGCGGAAGAAUUUGGUCUGAGAUUGAAUCCUAAACCCUGGAAUUUGAAUGUUCGGCCCGACAAUAUGUUAGAUGCCGAUAUACCCCAGGGUCCAGUACCUACAAGCUUUGAUUGGAGAGAUCACGGUGCCGUUACUGCUGUUAAAAAUCAGGGUAGUUGUGGGUCAUGUUGGGCAUUUUCUACAACUGGUAAUAUCGAAGGACAAUGGGCUAUCAGAAGACAAAAGUUACUGUCUCUAUCAGAACAAGAAUUGGUUGAUUGUGAUAAAGUAGAUCAAGGAUGUAAUGGAGGUUUACCAUCUCAGGCUUAUGAAGCUAUAAUGAAAUUAGGUGGUCUAGAAACUGAGAAAGAAUAUGGUUAUAAAGGAUAUAAUGAGAAGUCAUGUUACUUUAAUAAAACUGAAGUAGCUGCUAAAAUCAGUGGUUCUGUAAAAAUAUCACAAAAUGAAGUUGAAAUUGCUGCAUGGUUAGCUAAGAAUGGUCCAAUCUCUAUUGGUAUCAAUGCUUUUGCUAUGCAGUUCUAUAUGGGUGGAAUUUCACAUCCAUGGAAGAUUUUCUGUAAUCCAACCAAAUUAGACCAUGGUGUUCUUAUUGUUGGUUAUGGUGUUGAGGGGAGUGAACCAUACUGGAUAAUCAAGAACAGUUGGGGUCCUUCUUGGGGAGAGAAGGGUUAUUAUCGUGUGUAUAGAGGAGCUGGAGUUUGUGGUCUGAAUACAAUGUGUACAUCAGCUGUAAUUUAACCUUUUAUUCAGUAUAUCAAUCCGAGUGACUGGAACACUUAAAUAACAUAUUGUUUUCUAUUUAUACAUUCCUAAAUAUUACAACUUUAAAUCAGAUGAUACAAUCAAAACUCUCUCUAAUAUUGAAUUUCAAUAUCCGAUAUCAUCUGUCCCAAUACAUUUUAACAAAUUAUAUAUAGGGCGUUUUUACGAGAUAACGAUUUGUUCUUUCGUUAAAAUGUCCAUUGAAUUUUGUUUAGAAACCAAUAUUGCUUAUACCAUUGUUGGAAAACCAAAAACAAAUGUUGAAGUGUCUUGGUCACCCUAUAUUUUUUGUAUAAAGUUUAACGAGGAGAUUAAAUUUCUGUUCUUUUUUUUAUGUAUUCAUUAUUUACCCAGUAUUCUAUAUAUUUUGUUUUAUAAGCCAACUAUUGUAUUAUAUUUAUCUUUAAAUUAAAAUGUCAUAUAAAAUUUUCAAAGUUGGUAUGAAAUACAAGGCUGUGAUUACUACUUAUACAAAACUUCUGUAGAUAUUUAGAAAAUUUGUUACAUCAUUUACCACAAACACUGGUGUUUCACUACCUAGCUCACACUGUCGGUCGCCAAUGUCGCCAAAAAAUUAAAAUGGCAAUUAAAAUUUGAUUUUGGCGAUAACGCUUUGGGAUACUUGGAGGCAAAACAAUCUAAGCUCCAUACCUAUGUUUAUUAUAAAUGUAAGAUCUUUUGGCCACCAACAUUUUAACCUUGGUCCUAACAAGUCAGCUCCUAAUUGCACCAGUAAGCAUCUAUUUAAUGUAUGUGGCCUUAACCUUGGUGGCCAACACAGUGAUAUACCAUAUAGGGCUUCACUAUGUGGUGACUACAACUAUAUCAUAGUGAGACCUUAUUAUAUAUUCUACACAGGAGAGAUACUUGAUUGUGGAUUGACGAAUAUGCAGUCGAAUUAGACUCAGUUUAGUUCUGUAACAGUUCUGUCGGGCCCCUAUAUAUGAUGUGAAGGGAUAAGACUCAUGACAAAAUCAAUAACAGCGAACAUUUUAGCUGUCAUGAUUGAUCGAGGUAUUUCUAAUUCACUCAGUGCAUAUUUCGUGGCCCCUAAUCAUGUUGUUCACUCUAUUAGACAUGUACCUCUACAGACUUCAUUUUAACACUGUUACAAGUCUAGUUCUGAACAGUAAACUACAUGUAUUAUUUAGUGAGAUACCAGUGUAUAAUAAUUGUAUAGGUUUUGAAAACAUAAAUAUUUUCAGUAUAUUAUAUUCCUCAGUAAAAUUAACUAAAUAUUCAGCUGAUUUGAGAAACCUACCAUAUAGAUAUAUAUUGUAAUAUUUAAUGUAAAUUUUCUAUUUCAUUAUUAUAUAUUAAGCAUGUUAAUAAGAUAAAUACCGUCUUUGAAUAACGUUUUCUACUGAAACGGCAACCAAAUUCACAAAAAAUUGCCAUUAUUAUAAGCACAUUGUCAUUGAAUGAAUUUUUGUGAAGCACGAAAUAAAAUAGUCACAAGUUUUAUUGAGUAAUAUCAACACACAAGGCUCCAGGAGAUGCAACAAUAAAAUGUAAACUGUUAAAAUUGUUCUAGAGAAUGAACUGCACUCUGUAGAGUUGGAUUGCUUAUUUAGACGAAUACAUUAAAUUAUUUUUGUACGUUUUUGUAUAUUCACGAAGGUUAACAAGUGCUAUGAUACCAAUUUUGAUUAAAUGUCCAUCUAUUGCAAAACCUUCCGUAAAAACUAGAUCUGCUUCUUCUUAAUAAAAUAGUUUAAUAUCAAAA